AUGCUUUUCUUACUUUUAGCCAAUGUCAACUUUCACAAAACUCACAAAAAAAUCAGAACGAAACCACAAGAUAUGGGCUUGAAACUAUCCGCCAGCAACAAGAAACAAGACGAAACUCCAUCACAACAGUUAGCCGUGGAUUCUAAACCUAUUCACCUCUACAAACAUUCGGAUUUCAUCACACUAAUGAAAUAUUUAAAUUUUGAAAAGGAAGAAAUGUUUAGUCAAGCAUUUUCUAAAUACGAAUUACAUGGUUCUUACUUUGAAAGUUUAUUUGUUGCCAUCCUCCGAAGAAAUUCAUACUCUAUCCAACGUAAAAAAGAUAAAAUUAUUCGAAAGACAAUAGAAAUGGGAAUUGAAUUGACGAAACAAGAUUUGGAAAAUUUUCUUGAUCAUGUGGUAAUUGAAAAAAUUAACAUGGACAUUGAAAGAACUAAAAAUUACAAACAUCCUACAAUAUAUUCGAAAUAUGACAUUAAUGGUUCAAGAGUUUUGAGUGCUGGCAGAGUUAAAGAACUUGAAAUGUCAAAAGAUCAUUUGGAAUUAUUCGAAAUGGAUCGAUUAACAGAAGAAGAAUGUCAAUAUUUUGAUAAUUGUUGUAAAAAAUUACAAGAACCAGAAAGAGAAUUAAAGAAUGAAAGUGAAGGAAUGCAUCAAGCUGUUUUGAAUGAAUUUAGAAAAAUGAUUCAGAACAUGGUGUGUAAAGAUAGGUUUUUAUAUGAGACCUUCUAUCUUCCUAUUAGAUAUAAUACGAGUAGAGUGAAUCCUCAAUCUGAUGCUUACAUGCCUGUCAAGUUGGUGAUUACAGAAAUUGAGGAAAGACCGAAUAGAAAAAUGGGUCAAUUGGGUAAUUUGUUUCCGUUUGGAAUUUUUCAUGUUUCUUUGAUUGUUGGAGAGUGGAAAUUUGAUUGGGAUGUUCAUUCGGUGGUGAAAGUGAGAAGAGCAACUGAAAAGGUAUUUCAAUCUAAAGGUUGCAUUGCUGUUAUUGAUUUGGAACCAUUGACAAACGUAAAUUCUAUCAUGGCUGCGUUUGAAGACAUUUCUGAGAUUUGUUGCGAAUUCAAUGGUUCGAAAAUCUAUGACAAAUUCAAGUGUAAUUGCCAACAUUUUGUUUCCCUUUUACUGAAGGUCAUACAAGUUGGUUUACCAAAAAACAAAUCAAUUGUUAGAUAUCUGAAAGAUAUCAAGAAGGGAAAGGAAGGAAGAAUUUAUCAUUAUACAUCUGAGUUGAAACAACUGAUCAAAGUGAAUAAUGUGCAUCAUGAAAAGUAUGCCUCACUUUCAAAAAUCAAAUUCGAAACAAGAAUUCAACUCGAUCAGUUUUGUCACUGGUUGAAUGGUUUAAAUUAUUUUGAUUCAGUUUCUGGAAUGGAAGAUUACAGACUUUUGAAAGCAUUUGAUAGAUCUUUUCACAUGAACAGAGAUGACACUUUGGGAAUGUGGGUAGCCGAUGAAUACGAAGAAAAUGGAAUCAAAUAUGUUUCAUUCUUUGCCAAGGAUAAGAUUUCAGAAAUUACACUCGAUAAGCCAACUUACAAUGUGAAGAAUUUGGAAUUGGCUCAAUUGGUUCCAGAGAGAUGUUUUCUCAAUACUGGAACAGGUAGUGCAACCGAUGGAACGAGUACAAUUUCAGAAAAUGAUACCUUGAGUGAUUUGUAA
Molecule: messenger RNA, 1659 nt
Organism: Naegleria gruberi
Lineage: Eukaryota; Heterolobosea; Eutetramitea; Acrasida; Naegleriidae
Exons: 1
Coding region: 1-1659 (552 amino acids)
Source: RefSeq, a predicted model, not a curated record